CCCAAUAGUACUGACCUUUCUCACUGCUUUUUGGUUCUCUUCAUGCAGGAUAUAGUUUGUCUACCUAGCCAGAAGGUUACUCCCCCCAACUCUCCAUUACAUACUCUGCAGGUACCUGGGUAGGUACCUAGGUAUUUUCGCAUCCAAUGUUGGCCAUGAGAAUAACACCCCCAUGGACAAGUCUGUGCCACCUUUGCCAAUUUCGAAUCUCCCAUGAUGAGAACACCGUCACUGUAACCGAGGAUGGGAAAGUUUCUGAGAUAUCCCAAUAUGAAACCGUAUCGAGCGAAAUACUGCGCGUCGUGUGCCAUCCUGAAUGUGUUGGAAUCGCCGGUCAGGAGCGCUACAAGAUCGCUUUGGCGACUUCUUACGCAUAUGAACCUCCCAUGGGGGAAAUAAAGCGACGUGUGGCAUGGCUUAAUUCCGACCUAAGCUCUCGCUUGGUUUUGUUCAAACCCCUCCCACCUGAAUUGCACGAAGAGAUCGCCAAGCUCCUACUUCGCGAGUAUGCAGUGGCGAACGCAGCGAGAUACUGGACUCCGCUUCCGCGACAAUCUGCUGACAUCUGUGUGGAUGUUUCAGCGGAAGUGUGGGUUCGUUUUACAGAGUUCGAGGGUAUAAAAUAUAUCUCCGACCUAGCCAAUAGUCCUAGUCCCGGAUACGAGGUGAUGUUCGUCCCAGACCUGACGAGGCGAGUCGAUUGUAUGUACGUGUCCGAGGAUCACUUAGGGGUCAGGCAGAUUUGCUUCUCUUCCUGUGAGGAAGUUCCUCCUGCCACUCCGUCGUUCGGCGUCUGGUGGACCAUCUCACAGACCGCUUCCAUAAAACCAAAGGUUCUUGGUAAAUUCGACGGUAUCAAACUCCGCGACGUCGGCUGGGCCGAACCAGUACACGAGUUGUCCCCUGUCAGUAGAUGUAUGUGGGAGAUUCCUCUCCCCCCGACGACACAGAUCAGUUUUUCUACAAUAAGGAAGCCCAGCCAUGAUUUGUUCUAUGACCUUUUAAAGCCAUUGUGCAUCUCCAACAAAGCUAGGUCGAGGAUGGCUUUACUUAGGUGUAACGAGUUACACAUCACUGGCUACUCGGUCUUCUUAGACGGUAAUAUCAAGUAUAUCCACGCUCAUAUUCAUGGAGAGAACCUAUCAUUCUAUGACCAUCCACCCUGCGCAGAUGGAGUCUGGUUAUAUAUGCCUCUACAACACGGCGAAUUUCUCGAGGACAUAUGGAUACGACGCCACAACUUCCUUGAUGGGACUGGCUUGGUAUUCCGAACCAACAGAGGACGGAUCAUGACGGCGGGGCCAUACCUUCAUGUUGGUCAUCCAACAUAUUCUUGGGGACAUGUACAAACACUGGAGCAUGCACCUAGUCGGUUGUUCUUCCGAUAUUCUUCUGAGGGUAUCUCCGAACUAGGCUUGGAAACAUCUCCGCCGAUUUUACGUAAGAAUGCUGUCGGCCUAAUCCCAUUCUCACCUCCCCCAAACUCUCUAUCAUUUACAUGUUACUUUUUUUCGAGAGCCUCUUUAGAAGAUGUGGUUGAAGUUACGCCGUGUUGUAUGAGCAGAGCAGAUGUAUCGGCCAUAAUCGGACUUCUAUUCCGUUACGCUGAUGGUCAUCAAUGGUCUGUUGGAGAGGUUCGACUUGACCUCCUCCAGGACAGCAUUCAAGUCAAUUCAUCGGAAAAGAUGACUCUGGGAUUUUCGGCUCCUGACAAAUAUCCCUACGUAGCUAGCAUCCAUCAUUGUCGUGUGGAUAGGGGUCAAUCAGAUAGGAGUCGGUUAAUGCUCCUAGAUAUUCAUUGGACUGGAUACUUGGAAUGGUGGUUUAACUCUUGGCAGUGCAAAGUAUAUCACAACGGGCAAGCUAGCCCAGAAACCAGGCAUUAGAGGGGUAUCUGAACAUCGAAGGAGAGCUCGUGGAGACAUCUCAAGCUACCUUAACAAGUACGUACCCGAUGUGGCGCGAGUUGGUGUCCAGGAAGAGGCGGUUUGUACCUAGUCAUUAGAUUUGUAAAGAACAUACGCGAUUUUUUCCGUCUUUAAGA
This is a messenger RNA of Annulohypoxylon truncatum, 2044 nucleotides long. RefSeq lists its product as uncharacterized. The record is from RefSeq and is a predicted model, not a curated record. The transcript has 4 exons. Bases 147 to 1886 code for a protein of 579 amino acids. NCBI's taxonomy places the organism in Eukaryota, Fungi, Ascomycota, Sordariomycetes, Xylariales, Hypoxylaceae.